Polypterus senegalus (gray bichir) is the source of this 1610-nucleotide messenger RNA. Its product is annotated as E3 ubiquitin-protein ligase SIAH2. Gene Ontology annotation, biological process: multicellular organism development; proteasome-mediated ubiquitin-dependent protein catabolic process. Gene Ontology annotation, cellular component: cytoplasm. Gene Ontology annotation, molecular function: ubiquitin protein ligase activity; zinc ion binding; ubiquitin conjugating enzyme binding. The coding region runs from base 258 to 1181 and encodes 307 amino acids. The record is from RefSeq and is a predicted model, not a curated record. The transcript has 2 exons. Lineage: Eukaryota; Metazoa; Chordata; Cladistia; Polypteriformes; Polypteridae.
CGAGAACAGGAGAGGGGAGGGGAACAAUACUCACGAGUACAGAGGUCGCAUUGGAAACAGGCAUUUGGGGACGUCGCCUUGUAUUCAGUUUGGCAAACGUCAGUGUGCUGCUUUGAUUUAUUCGCUGAAGGGGCUAAUUAAGUAAUACCGUCUUUCUGCGACUGGCAAGUGGGAUAUUUUCGGCUUUGUCUUCUGUUAACGUCGCUAACGACACCAAAUCACAAGCUAGCGCGGUUCGAUGGUUUAUCCUGCCAGCGAUGAGCCGCCCGUCCUCCACCGGACCCAGUGCGAGCAAAACGUGCAGUAAGCAGCAGCCGCAUGCUCCUUCACCUGCAGCUCCGGCAACGAUAUCGGUUGGCCCGGGAUCUUCUAGCAUUCCGACUGCGGCUGCUAUUAUUUCGGGGCCGGGAUCCCCGCAACACGAACUCACCUCCCUUUUUGAAUGCCCAGUCUGUUUCGACUAUGUGCUGCCGCCGAUCCUGCAGUGCCACGCGGGACAUCUUGUGUGCAAUCAAUGUCGCCAGAAGCUAACGUGCUGCCCAACUUGCAGGGGUGCUCUGACCCCCAGCAUACGGAACCUGGCCAUGGAGAAGGUGGCGUCUACCGUGCUUUUUCCGUGCAAGUAUGCCUCUACAGGAUGCUCCCUGACGUUACAUCACACAGAAAAACCAGAGCACGAGGACAUCUGCGAGUUCCGACCUUAUGCUUGCCCAUGCCCAGGUGCGUCCUGCAAGUGGCAGGGAUCCCUGGAAGCUGUGAUGCCUCAUCUAAUGCAUGCUCACAAGAGUAUCACCACCUUGCAGGGAGAAGACAUCGUCUUUCUGGCCACAGAUAUCAAUCUGCCAGGAGCUGUCGACUGGGUCAUGAUGCAGUCUUGCUUUGGUCAUCAUUUCAUGCUGGUGCUGGAAAAACAAGAGAAGUAUGAAGGUCAUCAGCAGUUCUUUGCCAUUGUCCUGUUAAUUGGGACUCGGAAACAAGCAGAAAACUUUGCCUACCGCCUGGAGCUAAAUGGCAACAGGCGACGUCUGACUUGGGAAGCAACACCCCGAUCCAUUCAUGAUGGAGUAUCCGCUGCAAUCAUGAACAGUGACUGCCUAGUCUUUGACACAGCUAUUGCGCACCUUUUUGCUGAUAAUGGAAACCUGGGAAUCAAUGUGACCAUAUCAACAUGUUGUCCAUAACAGGGCCUGGGGAUAGUUUUUAUUUUUAAGCUUUAUUGUUUCCCGCCAUUUCAUUAUUCUGUGUUGUCUGUUGUCAUCGUGUUGGUAAGCAAAGCAGAAAGACUGCAUAUCUUUUUAAAACAGUCUUAUUGUUACUAUUUAAAUUUGUUGCCAUAGUAAAUCUAGUUUUUUAAUAUGCAUUUUAAUGAAAGAGUUAUUUAAUUUUCUAUGCAAAGACAGACAAUUUAAGACAAGCCUCUAAUGGCUGUAUUUUCUAUCCCCAUUUUGAUUUUUCAAACAAAAAUUAAAGCUCUUUUUUUGGUCAGGCUUUACAAAGCAUAUUGGGGGGGAAUUGAAAGCUGUUUCUGGAAUUGAGUUAGGUGUGGCAGAAAAGUAAUGAGACUGAUUUUUUAUUUACUAAAGUUUUUAUUUUUUUUCAAACAUCAAUGU